Rotaria sp. Silwood2 is the source of this 1704-nucleotide messenger RNA. Lineage: Eukaryota; Metazoa; Rotifera; Eurotatoria; Philodinida; Philodinidae. The record is from the annotation of a GenBank genome assembly.
UGGAGAGAUAGAUACGAUUCUGGCUUUUUUUGUCUGGAAAAACCGAUUUUGGGAACACUGAAAUGCAAGAUUUUCCAUAUAAAUUAGGAGCUUUUCCAGUUAGAUUAAUAGAAAGCUAGUUGCGUUCUAUGGUGUUACAAUCCUAUGAUUAAUGCGCUAAGUACCAUUGAAACGAGAAGUAAUCAAUAUCAUGGGGCAAUUUUCCAUAGAAUAGAAUAAUCCUAGCAUGUGAUUUCUGCUUAGGACUUUGAAAGUUGGAUUUAAUAAACUUCCUUAGCAAUAACGAAGACCCCUCAUUUAUAUGGUAUUUGACAGGGGACACCUCGAAGCUAUACUAGCGAUAAAAUACGAAAAAUUCAAAAAUUCAAAUUUUCAUGUCCGCAAAGAGACCUCUUCUUUUAAACUACGGGCCUUGAUCUAUAGUUUUUUAAAACAGGAGCCACAAAUGCUUUUUAAUUCCAGUAAAACGAACAGAAAUAUAAUAUGCAUUCUUUCUAUUAAUGUUUCUGCCAAAUAGAAAUAAAAGUAUUUCAUUGAUUGAUGUAUUCUAGGAAUCUGAGAGUGUUGAUAAUUAUCACUUUUCACACAAAUCGUGAGAGAAUGCUGAUUAUAAGUGUAAUGAUAUUUCUUGCUCUGUAUAAUGCAGUGCAUGUUCAACAUUUACUGUAUCAUUCUGAUAUUCGUCCAAGUUCGUAUCUGACAUUUGAUUGUCUGUACACUCAACUCAUUCAAGGUGAAUUAAAUGAGUAUACGACUUAUAUUACGAACAAUCACUUAACUCCCUAUUGUCGACGACCUGAUAAUGAUGAAAAAGAAGAAGAGAGUUUUGAUAUAUUGGAUGACAAUAUAGCAAACAAACUUACUUUUAACGAAUUGAGCAAACAAGGUAUAACAGGUGAACAGCUUCUCCAUUGGUUAGCACCCAUUGAUCUUGUUGAACGAUAUGAAAUAAAUAAUCGAAGUUCAGAGUUAUUUUAUAACUGUUCAUCACCAUGGUUUGGUUCGAAAUGUCAAUAUCAAUUUGUUUACGAUUCAUCUCUUUCGUUUAAUGAAAUCAUUCAAGCAUCUUUGGAAAGUCGUUCGGAUGUCAUGCUGAACGUAAGUGUUACCACAUGUUAUCGCUUUUUAUCUGAUUGUCAGCGUGGGCCAUGGUCUUUAUGUCUCGAUUGGCGUCAAAUAUGUAAUGGCAAAGUUGAUUGUAUGAAUGGUGAAGAUGAACAAUGGUGUGAAAUAUUAGAGAUGACUACAUGUGCUGAUGAUGAAUAUCGAUGUCAUUAUGGUGGUCAAUGUAUUCCAUUGGAAUUUGUACGAGACAAUACCUUAAGUUUUGACUGUCUCGAUAGUAGUGAAGAGAUAGAGGAAGACCCAACAUUUAUGUCACUGAGAAAUUCUUUUUGUCGUCGAAUUAUCUCAUUUCAAUGUGAAGAGAGUAUUAAUCGAUAUCCUCAUGCUUUUCCAUGUGGUAAUGGCCAAUUUUUGGAAGCGACCGAAUUGCCAGAUAAUGCGCAUCAGUGUUCCAACGAACGACAUAGACAAGUGACUUUAGCCAUGCUUACUUCAUUAGAUCACAUUAAAGAUAUUAAAUGCCAACAAGCAUUUCGUUGUUUACUUCUUUCAAAUCGAAGUUAUGGUAGGCAUGAACAAUUAUAUAUUAAUUUAACUACUGAGAAAACUCAAGUGUUUUAUCUGUUUUUCAAAGAGUAA